GCCUGACCGUGCUUGUUUCUGCGUGCGUGCCGUCGUAAUCUGCUUCGAUCGAUCCUGCAUUUCUUUGUUGGUGCGUCUGUGUGUAUGUAGAGCGGUGGUCAACGUGGGCAGCAUCAACUGGUGUGGUGGGCCGAUCAUGCCGUCUUUCUGUGCAGCCUACGGUUGCACGAACACCAGCGGCCGCGACGAUGUUGUUUUCCAUUGCUUCCCACAAGACAAGAAGCUUUUCAGGAAGUGGGAGGCUGCUGUAAAGCGAAAGAAUUUCAAGCCCUCAAGAACAACACUGCUGUGCUCCAACCACUUCCGUGACGACGAUUAUCACGAGAAUUUGUCGUUAAAACGUGCGUUGGGUUUGCCAGUCAAGUCGGCUCGUCUAAAGCCCGGCGCAGUGCCGUCAGUGUUCGCGUACACAAGGAGCUCGUCACCGCUGUCAAGGCCAGCUUUCGCGAAAAGAAGGAAGCUUGAGGUUCUCAAUAAACUGUUAGGCAACACGGCUUGCACUGAAGACUGCGCACCAAGUGACUGCGCACGAGGUGACUGCACACCAGAUGACUGCACACCAGAUGACUGCACACCAGAUGACUGCACACCACAUGACAGUGAAGAUCAAGAAUUCAUGGCAGUUGACAUCACAGAUCAUGACUGCGCUACAAGAAACUUGCCACUUGCAGACUGUGCCCAAGAACCAGCACUGAUCUCCCAUAAAGGUGACAAGUGCUUUCAAGUCAUUAUUCAUCCUGAAAACUGCUCUAAGGCAUCACAAGUGAACAUGAAAAGAAAAUGCAAAUCAAAGGAAGCACAGACAAAGUCUUCUGGUGUUUCUAUAGGUGUUCAGGUUGGUGCCUCGAUGGUUAGUGUGGCCACCCAGGUACAGUUGGGCACUACGGUGUGUGAAGCAAGCUCCGAGGACAGUGAUAACGAGGAACUCUGUGACAAUGGCGACUCAUUCAGCCGUGAUGACGACUACUGCCCCUUGAGUGACUGGAAAGAGGGGAAUAUCGACUCCGAUGAAAGGAAUUGCAGUGAGGACUGCAGUGACACUCCUGAUAAUGAAAGAAUUAUUUUAGUCCAGGAGAAACAGCUUAGGAAGCUUUUCAAUUUCUGCCGCAAGUGCUUUGCACCUUGCACAUGUCAUGUCCAGUGCCAAGGAACUCUUUUUCAGAUGACUACAGUCUGCAAGUCGGGCCACACGAUUUCUUGGCAAAAUCAAAAUUGCAUUCAGCAGUUGGCUGUGCUCAACCUGCGGCUUUCUGCAGCCAUACUAUUUUCUGGGUGCAACCCAACUGCUACCCUCCGGAUGCUUUCGCUUGUUGGGGUACAAGUAUUCGGAGAGAGGACAUUUUUCAACAUUCAGCGUUCUCACCUCUGGCCUGCCAUUGGGAAGGUGUGGAAAAACGAACAGCAACUGUUGCUUGUGGAUAUAGGGGAGCAAAAAGUGAGACUUGCCGGUGAUGGGCGAGCCGAUUCGCCUGGAUUUAGCGCAAAGUUUGGAACAUACUCCUUUCUGGAUCUUCAGCGCAACAAAAUACUGCAUUUUGAACUUGUACAGUCCAAUGAAGUAGGCGGAAGCUGCUAUAUGGAGCUGGAAGGCCUGAAACGUAGCCUCAGCUUCCUCCAGGAUCACCACAUUGAUGUGACGUCUAUUGUUACCGACCGGCAUGCCCAGAUAAAGUGUUUUCUUCGGAAGGAGAGGUCCGACAUCACGCAUGAAUUCGAUGUCUGGCAUGUCGUUAAAGGUGUUCACAAAAAGUUGCUUGCUGUGGCUAAGAGAAAUGACUCCAAAGAGCUCAAGGAGUGGACGCAAGCUGUUGGGAACCACCUCUAUUGGUCGGCUGCCUCAAGUGAGGGCCACAAGGAGCUAAUUGUUCCGAAGUGGAAAUCACUGCUAAAUCAUGUCAGAGACAUUCACAGCCAUGAGGAUGCACUGUUUCCAUCCUGUCUUCAUGGAUACAUUGAACCGCGGAAUUGGCUUAGCACAGAGUCGAAGGCUUUCCAGAAGCUGAAGGAAGUAGCGACUUCCAAGGCCCUCCUGAGAGAUUUGCCACAACUAGCAACGAAGUUCCAGACCUAUGGUUUAGAAGCUUUCCAUAGCGUGCUGCUGCAUUUCGCGCCCAAGUUGUGCCAGUACUCCUUUGAAGGAAUGGUGGCAAGGACUCGGUUAGCAGCCAUGCACUACAAUGAGAACAGUGAGAGAAGGCAGGCAUGCACACAGGAUGGCACUUCUAGGUGGAUUGUGAAAUACCCGAAAGCCACAGGAGGCAAUGCGGUUGCCUGUCCUGUAAAGGAGCAACCCACACAUGGCUAUGUGAAGAGACUACUGGAAGUGGUUAUGCUGGACGCUGUCACAGUGUUACGGACAAGAAGGACCACAAAUGCGAAGAUUCCGCCACCUCUCAGCAGCCGCUUUCCUAAAGCAUCAAAGGAAGAGCUUGUAAACAGGCGGAGAACAAGAUUCAACAAAUAGUUAGAUAUUAUGGUCUUGUAGCAAAAUGUAAUGAGAAUGCCAACAAUGUGAAAAGCUGGUUUGCUCCUAACACAAGCCAUUGUAGACUCAUGACACAGUGCAUGACAAACUACCUUUGUGACAGCUUCACGACAUCCAUGUAAAUAACUUUAUAAAUAUGUGUUUGUGUAUGCUAGGGUUGGCUGUUUUUCUAUUUUACAUGUGUGGCAACCAGAUAAAAUGACACUGAAUAAAAUAUAUAUGUGCUUCC
Molecule: messenger RNA, 2714 nt
Organism: Dermacentor albipictus
Lineage: Eukaryota; Metazoa; Arthropoda; Arachnida; Ixodida; Ixodidae
Source: RefSeq, a predicted model, not a curated record